Myxozyma melibiosi is the source of this 1387-nucleotide messenger RNA. RefSeq lists its product as uncharacterized. The record is from RefSeq and is a predicted model, not a curated record. The transcript has 2 exons. Gene Ontology annotation, cellular component: nucleus. NCBI's taxonomy places the organism in Eukaryota, Fungi, Ascomycota, Lipomycetes, Lipomycetales, Lipomycetaceae. Gene Ontology annotation, molecular function: zinc ion binding. The coding region runs from base 122 to 1375 and encodes 417 amino acids.
ACACGAGCCUCACGAUGGGCCACCGAGCUCAGCUAAAUAUUCCAAAACAAAUCAAAUACCCAUUGUUUAUAUCUCUGAUUCUCCACGGAUUCGCAGCUUUAUACUGCCUGCGACAACCACAAUGACACCAACAGUAUCGACACCGACCCGGGAACAAUCUACGGCAAGUCAUGAGCCAGGGUCACGGUCAUUGGAAGGGAGGAACAGGAUCGCAAACGUCAUCCAGCUGAUUGAUCCUUACUCUCCAGCUAUCACCCGCUCACCAGCUCCGAGUAGCAGGACAGGCAGUCCCGCGUUCGUCUAUUCUCCGUCAAAACGAUUCAAGAGACUGCGCGCUGAGAAACAAGCAAAGACACGAAAACACUCAGCUCUGUCGAAGUUGGCUUCUUCCCUAAAGAAUACACAAAUACCUGCAAGAUCGCUUUCUCUGUUUGAUAGUGAUGGCUCUAUCAGACCACACAUCAUAGCCGCUCAAGGCAGACACCCCGCAUACACCCCUUACAGCAGAGACGCUCUCAUCUCCAGACUUUCUACAUUCUCACAAGCGCGCGACAACUGGCGCUACGACCCAUCAGAGCCGGCAACAGCGUCUCUGAUAUGGGCACGGGCAGGUUGGCAAUGCAGCGUUGGGCAGGAAUACACAGUCUAUUGCCCGUUGUGCAAAACAACGUACUGCUUAGAUCUGAGUACGAUCAGGAACGACAAGGCGAGACCGGCUUCAGAAAUGACGAGGUCAAGACGAGAACACACGGAAAGCUGUCUCUGGCGCCGUCGAGUCUGUGAUGAAAACUUGUACGGCCUGAAGCUCUCACUUGAUUUACGUAAAUCACAGAGAGAGUUUCUAAAGAGAUUGAAAGACGCAUUUCAAUUAUCCGCGUUUGACUAUGUGGAAGUACCAGCCACGUUUCCCGAGGUUGAUACAAAAAUCGUUGAGCACUAUCUAUCAGCCGCGGGCAUUCAUAGCCUCGACAUGGCUUUAGGAUCAAAACAUAGGGCGUUCUUUCUAGCUUUAGUCGGAUGGAACGUGAGCAGAAAGGAUGGGACUACGAUCUCAUGUGCCGAUUGUUUUGCCGAACGUACGAUUCGAAACGAAGGCGAUGGAGUUACAUUCGAUGUCAUAGACGCGCACUACGAUUAUUGCCCGUGGAUCCGGCCGAUUGUCGGGUCAGAUCCCGGGUGGCAGCUUCUUCUGGCUAUACUAAUAGCCAGCGCCAGAAUAACAGCCCAAGAGCCAACAGACGGCAGUCAGUCGGAGACCUGGGAGACCGACAUCGACGAGACAGCUGAAGAUGAGCAGGAUAGGGAGCGCAAAGCGCGAGUGGAAAAACUUCGGAAACUCUACGUUUACAGACCGAAGACGAGUGGGAAACGGUAGUCACGGCAAAUU